CGUCAGGCGGACCAUUGGAAAGACUCUGUUAUCGUGACUGUCAUGCGUGUCUACAUGGAGCGAAUGAGGAUUUACCGCUCAAAGCUGCCUACGAGCACUUCUGCAAUGUUAACACAGUUCGUAUCUGAUGCAUGCGAUUGUGGGGAGGUUCACAAUUCUCUCACCGUGCUCGGGAUAUUUUGGGAUCAUCAUGAAACCAUCAGCAUCCUUACUUGCCAUCGUAGACCUGCUGCAAAUCAACUCAUUGCGAGAGGGUUCUUUCCUUGCGCUCCCUACCGCCCGUCCUUGGCGGUAUCUCUGGAGAUGCUGGAAUUUGCAACUGAGCUAUUUGCCCGCAUGGCACCAAACAACAGAGCAUUUGCAGCUGCCACUGAGGCCGUUCUUGCUGCCAAUGGAUCUACAUUCCAAAGCGAGGACUCACUUUGGCGCCGCUUUGCCAACACGCUUCUCCAUUAUCAAAUACUCGUUGAGGAGGUCCAUGCUGAGGUU
Messenger RNA from Cantharellus anzutake, 489 nucleotides. RefSeq lists its product as uncharacterized. The record is from RefSeq and is a predicted model, not a curated record. The transcript has a single exon. Lineage: Eukaryota; Fungi; Basidiomycota; Agaricomycetes; Cantharellales; Hydnaceae. The annotation marks the transcript as partial.